UCCUCGGGGAUCCUUCCCAACGAGAGGAUCCGCAACAUCGGCAUCUCGGCGCACAUCGACUCCGGGAAGACGACGCUGACGGAGCGGAUCUUGUUCUACACGGGCAGGAUCGCGCAGAUGCACGAGGUGAAAGGCAAGGAUGGAGUUGGAGCUGUGAUGGACUCCAUGGAGCUGGAGCGCCAGCGUGGGAUCACCAUCCAGUCUGCAGCAACAUACACCAUGUGGAAGGACACCAACAUCAACAUCAUAGACACGCCAGGACAUGUGGACUUCACAAUUGAAGUGGAGAGGUCUCUGAGGGUUCUCGAUGGAGCUAUUCUGGUUCUCUGUGCUGUUGGAGGAGUUCAGUGCCAGACAAUCACUGUGAACAGGCAGAUGAAACGUUACAGUGUGCCAUUCCUCACGUUCAUCAAUAAACUGGACAGAAUGGGCUCUAGUCCAGCCAGAGCAGUGCAACAAUUGAGAUCCAAGUUAAAACACAACGCAGCUUUUGUCCAGAUUCCAAUUGGCCUGGAGGGAAACUUUAAAGGAGUUAUAGAUCUUAUAGAAGAGAGAGCUAUAUAUUUUGAUGGUGCACUUGGCCAGACCCUGCGGUACGAGGAGAUCCCAGCUGAGCUCAGAGCUGAGGCUGCCGAGCGGAGGCGGGAGCUGAUCGAGUGUGUGGCCAACUCGGAUGAUCAGCUGGGGGAGCUGUUCCUGGAGGAAAAGAUGCCUACAGCUGCCGAGUUAAAGCUUGCAAUCAGGAGAGCAACACUGAAGAAAGCCUUUACCCCAGUGCUGGUGGGAAGUGCUCUAAAGAACAAGGGAGUGCAGCCACUGCUGGAUGCUGUCCUGGAAUACCUCCCCAAUCCAUCAGAGGUGGAGAACUAUGCUAUUCUUAACCAGGGGGAUUCUGAGGACAAAACCAAGUUCCUGUUGAACUCUGCUCGAGACAAUUCCCAGCCUUUUAUAGGCCUUGCUUUUAAAUUGGAGGCUGGCCGUUUUGGGCAGCUCACCUACCUCCGGGUGUACCAGGGGAUGCUGAGGAAGUCUGAUUACAUCUAUAACACACGGACUGGCAAGCGGGUGCGUGUGCAGAGGCUGGUCCGGAUGCACUCAGACAACAUGGAGGAUGUAAAUGAAGCGUAUGCAGGAGACAUAUGUGCCCUGUUUGGGAUUGAUUGUGCCAGUGGGGAUACAUUCACUGACAAAACCAGCACUGACAUUUCCAUGGAAUCGAUUCACAUCCCUGACCCUGUCAUUUCAGUAGCUAUGAAGCCCUCCAACAAGAACGACUUUGAUAAAUUUUCCAAAGGCCUGAGCCGCUUCACGAGGGAAGAUCCCACCUUCAGGGUCCAUUUUGAUGAGGAGAGCAAAGAGACCAUUGUUUCAGGAAUGGGGGAACUGCACUUGGAAAUCUAUGCCCAGCGAAUGGAAAGGGAAUAUGGCUGCCCUUGCACCAUGGGGAAGCCAAAAGUUGCCUUCAGGGAGAACAUCUCUGCCCCCGUGCCGUUUGAGUUUACCCACAAGAAGCAGACGGGUGGAGCGGGCCAGUAUGGCAAAGUGAUCGGUGUUCUGGAGCCCCUGGACCCAGAGAACUACACAAAAUUGGAGUUUGAAGACAGAACCGUUGGCACAAAUAUCCCCAAACAAUUUAUACCAGCUGUUGAGAAGGGCUUCCGAGAAGCAUGUGAGAAGGGCCUGGUGUCAGGGCACAGGAUCUCCGGGGUGCGGUUCGUCCUGGAUGAUGGGGCACACCACAUGGUGGACUCCAACGAGUUCUCCUUCAUCAGAGCAGGAGAAGGAGCCCUGAAGCAAGCCAUGGAGAACGCCAGGGUGCGCAUCCUGGAGCCCGUCAUGUCGGUGGAGGUGAUGGCACCCACGGAAUUCCAGGGAGCAGUGAUCGCUGGGAUUAACCGCCGGCACGGCGUGAUCACCGGGCAGGACGGCCUGGAGGGGUACUUCACACUCUAUGCUGAGGUGCCACUGAAUGAUAUGUUUGGAUAUGCCACCGAGCUGAGGUCUUGCACAGAGGGAAAGGGUGAAUACACAAUGGAAUACUGUAAAUACCAGCCGUGUUCCCCCAGCACCCAAGAGGAAAUCAUUAACAAAUACCUCGAAGCAACGGGGCGACUUCCUGCAAAAAAGGGCAAAGCCAAGAACUGA
This is a messenger RNA of Chaetura pelagica (chimney swift), 2145 nucleotides long. It is a transcript of the gene GFM1, whose product is annotated as G elongation factor, mitochondrial 1. Gene Ontology annotation, molecular function: GTP binding; translation elongation factor activity; GTPase activity. The record is from RefSeq and is a predicted model, not a curated record. The annotation marks the transcript as partial. Lineage: Eukaryota; Metazoa; Chordata; Aves; Apodiformes; Apodidae. Gene Ontology annotation, cellular component: mitochondrion. Gene Ontology annotation, biological process: mitochondrial translational elongation. The transcript has 17 exons.